Messenger RNA from Harpegnathos saltator (Jerdon's jumping ant), 1833 nucleotides. RefSeq lists its product as uncharacterized. The coding region runs from base 820 to 1821 and encodes 333 amino acids. Gene Ontology annotation, cellular component: plasma membrane. The transcript has 7 exons. Lineage: Eukaryota; Metazoa; Arthropoda; Insecta; Hymenoptera; Formicidae. Gene Ontology annotation, biological process: detection of chemical stimulus involved in sensory perception of smell; sensory perception of smell. The record is from RefSeq and is a predicted model, not a curated record. Gene Ontology annotation, molecular function: olfactory receptor activity; odorant binding.
UCUCUCUCUCUCUCUCUCUCUCUCUCUCUCUUUCAACAUGACGCGCACACAGAUACGUACAUAUACAACUUUUCUUUCUGUUAAUUCGUGUUUGAAUCAAUAUUACUCUCCGUCUUAGACGAUUAAUGUCACACUAGAUAAUUUUUAAUAUAUUAAAAUGCGAUAAAUGUAAGCAGCAUCACGCGAGUUAAAAGUAUCUCUUUUACACGUUGCUCAUGUAUGAGAUGACGUUUUUCUAUGCGCUUAUCAUUUUAGUUUACCGCCCGCGCUUUGACGAUAAAUCAUUUCCAAUUGUGGACACCUUUGAGAUGUUUACGCGUCCUUCAGGUAUAGAGUUGUCCUUUAAUAUUAUGUUGGAGGAUGCUAUACUGGAAAAGAAGGUAUAGCGACUCGAAGGUGUACCGACGAUGGCUCGAGACACAUUAAUGCACAUAUCGAUACGUAAAAUUCAUUAUACCUGCACAAACUAAACUUGAGAUACAAACGAAGAGGGUUAGCGGUGCUGUUAUUUUGCCAUUGCGGGAAAUGAGGCAUAUCAAUAUAAUUUGAGUAAUUUCCGGAAGUGUUGCUUCUCUUCGUCUAUCGGAGGGCCAACACGAUAUUACCGUUACACCACGUUGUAGAGUUAACUACCGACGCUUUACUCACUUUCCCCGACUUCAAGGAAACGUUAUUAUCGCAUUCACUGUCGCUUUACACCGCAGUCAUUCUACGGUAUCGGUGCGUUCGAGGAAAUACGAUGAAUAAUGCAGAUUUAAGAGAAGCGUUAAGGUCAGAUGGACGAUUCGGGCGCAAACGCGUGUCGACCGUCGAGCGGAAAUGGACCCGCUCUGGAAUCGAUACUACAAACUGAAUCGAAUAUUUCUAUCGCCGGUUGGCCUGUGGCCGCACGGGAAUCGUAAGCUGAAGCCAAUUCAGGCGGUUGUCUCCGUCGUCAUCCUGGUGUCCUCCGUGGUUACGCAGCUGUUGAAGCUUUUCACCACGGAAUACGAUUUUGACUUCGUCCUUACUGACCUCUCGUACUCCAUACCGUCCAUGGUUUAUGUCGUCAAAUAUAAAACCUUUUACUCACAAGCCAACCGAUUAAUCAGAAUGAUGGAACUAAUUCAAGAAGACUGGAACUCGUUAACGAGCGAGGAGGAAAUUCACAUUAUUCAAAAGAACACGAAUACGGGGAGGCGAUAUAUCAUCGUGUUCACGUUGAUAAUGUGCACAGCGAUGGCCAGUUUCAUUUCAUAUUCUCUGCUGCCCAAUAUUCUCGACUUUGUAGCACCGCUAAACGAGUCCCGUCCGCGAAAGUUUCCAUUUCUAGCGGAAUACUUCGUGGACCAGCAGAAAUACUGCAACACCAUUUUAACGCAUAUGAUUGUGGCGCUUUUCAUAGACUUGUUCGUAUUUGUGGGAACAGAGACUAUAAGCUUGGUCUAUGUGUAUCAUAUAUUCGGCAUGUUUGAAGUUGCUAGUUAUCGGAUGAAACACGUGUUGGAUGAAAGCAUCGCGUUGACUUCCACUAUGGAAUGGAAUAUCUGCGUGCGCACGAGAAUAAUCGCUGCCGUUGAAGUUCAUCAAAGAGCCAUUCAGUUCUUCGAUUACCUCAAUGUGACGCUUAGUCUGUCCAAUUUCAUCAUACUUUGCAUGGGUAUAGCGUCUAUCACCAUUAAUUUAUUUCGCACUGCGAUGUUGACAACGAACAAGGAGGAUACUGUUCUUUUAAUAAUAUUUGUCUCCGGUCAGUUCUAUUACAUGUUCUUAGGCAACUACAUAGGCCAGAAAGCAACAGAUCACAGCAUAUACAUUCUCAAAGAAAUGCAAGUAUCUUAAAAAUGUAUAUAU